Molecule: messenger RNA, 1264 nt
Organism: Eruca vesicaria subsp. sativa (arugula)
Lineage: Eukaryota; Viridiplantae; Streptophyta; Magnoliopsida; Brassicales; Brassicaceae
Source: the annotation of a GenBank genome assembly
UUCAACCCUAGAAACUAAAACGCUCCCUUUCUCAUCCGCGAUCCUCACUCUUUUUUUUUUCUCAAUAACUUUUAUCUUUGAUUAAUCUUCCAUAUUAGUUUUUAUUUCUUCGUGUCAAUCUCUGUUUUGGUGUGAUUACUCUGUUUUAAUUAAUUUACCUGGAAAAAUAAUGGAGUUUACGGAUAUCUCGAAGACGAGUUUUCAUCAUCAGGCGUCGUUGCAAAGCAUUUGGGAUUUUGGAGAGGAAGAGAAAAAUUCGUUAGGGUUUAUGGAGUUACUAGGUUCUCAGCACCAUUCAUUCCUUUUCGAAACGCUCCAACCGCAAACGCAACCGUUUGAGAAACUGUCUUCUUCUGGUUUGACUAUUCUUCAAGCCCCACCCUCAAACGCGACUGCUGAUAAUUAUGUGACGUCAAAAGUGGAACCUCUUUGUUCGGAUAUAAACCCACCGCCGACACCAAACUCCUCUUCGAUUUCUUCGGCGUCAAGCGAGGCUGUAAACGAAGACAAAGCCAAAAGAGAAGACGAUGAGGAACAUGAACAGAAGAAGAGUGAUAUUAAUAAACAGUUGAAACCAAAGAAGAAUAGCCAGAAGAGGCAGAGAGAGGCAAGGGUAGCCUUCAUGACGAAGAGUGAGGUUGAUCAUCUCGAAGAUGGUUAUCGCUGGAGAAAAUAUGGUCAGAAAGCUGUUAAAAAUAGUCCUUUCCCCAGGAGUUACUACCGUUGCACAACGGCCUCAUGUAACGUGAAGAAGAGAGUCGAGAGAUCAUUCCAAGAUCCAAGCACAGUGGUUACAACCUACGAAGGUCAACACACACACAUUAGUCCACUCACGUCUCGUCCAAUUUCCUCCGGAGGCUUCUUCUUCGGAUCAUCAGGGGUUGCUUCGAAUCUCGGUAACUUUGGGUUUCCAAUGGAGAGCUCGACACUAUUAUAUCCUCAAUUCCAACAGCUUGUCCAUUACAAUCAACAACAGCAACAACAAGAACUGUUGCCUUGUUUUGGAGGAGUUGGCGAGUACGUUACUAGACACGCCGAUGCAUAUGGUGAUGAUGAACUUGUGAAGAAGAGUCGAGGUUUGGUCAAAGAUAAUGGGCUUCUUCAAGAUGUUGUCCCGUCUCAUAUGUUGAAUGAAGAGUAAUUAUAUUCCUUAAUUAAUGCUCUAGUAUUGUAAUCUAUAAUAUUUAAUCUAGGUUUUGUAUAAUUGUCUAAAGAAACGGAUCUUUCGUUCCCAUUAGGGAGCAUGAGGAUCUUUAAAACUGAA